AUCAGCAUGGAGCUCAGUCCACUUCCUCUAAUGCUCUUGCUGAUUGCAGGCAUUCUCUCUGGACACGCUGAAGAGAGACCAAAGGCUGUAGUGAUUGUGGAUCCUGACAAACAUGAGCGCACUGUCAGAUGUGAAAUACCAGGGGCUGACGAUGAUUGGACAUACAGCUGGGUUAAAGAGGGAUCAACUAAACCCUUCAGCAGAGACAGAGAAUUCAGCAUCAGCACUGGUGUUUCUCACAGCAGCAGUAAUGUCACCUGCAGAGGAAAUAGUCCAGAUCGCAGUCUGGAAUCAGAGAUCAGUGAUGCUGUAACUCUGAAUCUAUCAGUUCCUACAGAGUCAUAUAAAGCUUUUCUGACUGUUCAGUCUGAACUAUCACAGAUACUCAGAGAAGACACUGUCACUCUCACAUGUGAUGUACAGGGAGAAAAUCGGAAAUACAUAUUCAGGUGUGGAGAUGAAGAGCACGAGUCUGACGAGGAAGAGUUCAGGAUCCGUGUUAAGUCCACACAGACAUGCAAGUGUUAUAGCUGGAGGCAAUCAGGCACUUCUGAAUGGAGUAAUGAGGUGAAUCUGACUGUGUCGGAUAUGAAGGUUCCUACAGAGGGACCUAAAGCUGUUCUGACUGUUCACCCUGAACUACCAAAGAUACUCAGAGAAGACACUGUCAUUCUCAAAUGUGAUGUACAGGGACAAAACUGGAAAUACUUAUUUAAAUGUGGAGAUAAAGAGCAUGAGUCUAAGGAGAAAGAGUUGAAGAUCCGUCUAAAUUACACACAGACAUGCAAGUGUCUUGGCCGGACACUUCAGAAUGGAGACUCUUCACAAUGGAGUAAUGAAAUGAAUCUGCGUGUGUUUGAUAUUAUAAACAAACCGAUAGUAACCAUUAAGCCGCAGAGUUCAGUGUUUACUGGAGACACGGUUACUCUCAGCUGUGAUGUGGGACCAUUUACUGGACAAAGGAUUACUUGGUACACAAACUUCAGCACAAUAGGAGCUGGUGAUGAUACUAAAACAUUGACAGAUGUGAAGAUCUCUAAUGGAGGAAUGUACAAGUGUGCUGUAGAGGGAGGAACACAAGGUCCAGCAGUCAAGUUAACAGUAACAGAGCGACCCAAAGCUUUAUUGCAUGUUCAGCCUGAUGGAGGUAUUUUCAAAGGACAGACGGUCACUUUCACAUGUCACAUACCGGAUUCAGACGUCACUUCCUGGAGCUACAGCUGGAGUAAAAAUGAUUCAGUGAUUCAGGACAGUGAAUCUCAGGAAUACAAAAUCAGCUCUGUUGAUGAAUCUCACGCAGGUCUUUACAGCUGUAGAGGAAGAGAAACUAAAGGAUCACGAAACACACACACCAGUGCUCAACACACACUGAUUGUAUCAGUUCAUACAGAGAAACCUAAAGCUGUUCUGACUGUUCGGCCUGAACCACCAAAGAUACUCAAAGGAGACACUGUCACUCUCACAUGUGACAUACAGGAAAAAGAAUGGAAAUACGUAUUUCAGUGUGGAGAUAAUGAGCACAAGUCUGAAAAUAAAGAGUUGAAGAUCACUGUAGAGUCCACACAGAAGUGCAAGUGUUCUGGCUGGAGGCGAUCAUUAGGCCCUUCUGAAUGGAGUAAUGAAGAAACUCUGACUGUGUCGGAGACACCAAAACCUGUUCUGACUGUUCAGCCUGAACCAUCACAGAUACCCAGAGGAGACACUGUCACUCUCACAUGUGACAUACAGGGAGAAGACUGGGAAUACUUAUUUGACUGUGGAGAUAAUGAGCACAAGUCUGAGGAGAAAGAGUUUAAUAUCACUGUAGAGUCAACACAGAAGUGCAAGUGUCAUGGCUGGAGACAAUCAGGCUCUUCUGAAUGGAGUAAUGAAGUGACUCUGGCUGUGUCGGAUGCACUAGCAGACCACACUCGGCUCAUCGCAGUGUCUGCAGGUCUGGGUGCUUUAGUUCUGCUCUGCUUCAUUCUUCUCCUGCUGUGGUGCUGCAAGCGCAAGAAAGAUGUGGGAUCUCUGUCUCCCUCUGCUGACCAUCAGCAGCACAACAUCAGUCAAACACCUGAGGAGGAGAGGAAGAAGCAAACACUGCGCUCAGACAGUGUAAAUGACUCUUCUGAUGUGACCUAUGCCCAGAUUGAAAUGAAAGCAAAUGUAGAGACAAAGAAGAAAAAUAAAGACGACAAAGAAAACAGCAGAGAGACUCCAGACACUGUUUACUCCAAACUGAAGAUAUAAACAGGUUCAAAUGAACUCAACACCACAGACAGUAUAACAAUGUCAUGCAAAUACAAAAAUACACAAUUCAUGCUUUUAAUUUAUUUGAAUCACUUCAGAUAUUGUUGCUGGUUCUAAUUAAUUGAAAAAAUCAUAUUUAAGAGUCAAUAAGAGACAAUUAGCUGUAUGAGACACAAUAAACUAAGCACUGGGAUCUAAAAAAAUACACUGUAAAACCCAACAGUCAACUUUAUCAAAUGAAAUGAGUGUAGUUACCUCAAAAUUGACUGGAAGUUAAUUCUACCCAUUUGAAAAGAGUUUUGAACUCAAGUGUUGAAGUAAUGAGUUAAUUAAAUACCUCAUUACGUCAACUUAAAUGAAGUUCACAGUACUCAUAUAGAUUAGUUUAACUUAAAUAGUUUGGUAGCAAUCAGAAAUUUAACUUAUUGGGCUUUACAGUAUUCAGUUGGUUUGAGUUCUUUUCAUUUAUUGGGAUUUACUGUGCUGAAAUUGCUUCGUUUACUCAAAUGGAUUAAGUUCACAGCACUCGGAUUCAUUUUUUAAAUUAAAUGGUUUGUUGCAAUCAAAUGGUUUGGGUUACCUAUUUCUUGGGUUUUACAGGGUACCAAAAGCUGGUAGUAUUGGAGAUAUUUAAUCUUAACUAUUUCAAUUAUUGAGUUCACAUCAAUGUACUGCUAGUUUGCGCCAUAAUACAUGAUUCACAGGGAAUAUGUUUACACAGUUGCAUCUUUUAAAAUGCAUUUGAAAUAUGGAGACAAUAUUGGCUCAUUCAUUGGCAGUUUUUCCCAGUUUCUGCCAUAGAGAAAUGUGAGAGACAAGAUAAUGUUUUAAUGAACUAUAACUGUUGAUGCAGAUCUUUCAUUGUUUUGUUUACUGAUAUUAUGUAUUGCAGAAUUUGGAAUAUGUUAUAUAAGAGACAACAGCACUUUUGUAAAUAUACUAGAAGCUAAAUAAUUGCCCCCAAUGUAUUUUUAUAUAUUCUCCGUGUACACUAGAGGGCGUAGUAAUGAUUGUCUUUGUGAAUUAGUUUUGCUUUUAGCUUUAUUUCUAUAUACUGUCUGUUGAUGUUUUUUUUUGACACAUGCACUGCUUACACUCAAAUCAUGUGCACAUAUAUAUUUAUAUAGCCUAUAUCAUGUGUGUAUAUAUGUUUGUUUCAUUUGCCUGAAUAAAUGUUCAGUGAAAAU
Messenger RNA from Danio rerio (zebrafish), 3419 nucleotides. The record is from RefSeq and is a predicted model, not a curated record. NCBI's taxonomy places the organism in Eukaryota, Metazoa, Chordata, Actinopteri, Cypriniformes, Danionidae.